Knipowitschia caucasica is the source of this 2676-nucleotide messenger RNA. Lineage: Eukaryota; Metazoa; Chordata; Actinopteri; Gobiiformes; Gobiidae. The record is from the annotation of a GenBank genome assembly.
AUGAACUCCCUGAGAGCCACGAACCGGAGACCCAGGCGAGUUUCCAGGCCGCGCCCGCUACUGCCUGAAAGAAACAACGGGGAGAGAGAUGAGGAGGCUCCUGCCGCCGCUGCAGCAGAAAUGGCCAUCGAAGAGUCCGGUCCCGGAGCCCAGAACAGUCCGUACCAGCUUCGCCGAAAAACGCUGCUGCCCAAAAGAACCGCUGCUGCCUCUGCCACCGCCUCUGCCUGCCCCAGCAAGGGCCCCAUGGAGGGAGCUUCCACGUCGUCGACAGAAGCGUUCGGUCAUCGGGCCAAACGAGCGCGUGUCUCUGGGAAGAACCACGACCUCCCAGCCGCACCAGCCGAGCAGUACCUCCAGCAGAAGCUUCCGGACGAGGUGGUCCUGAAGAUCUUCUCGUACCUCCUGGAGCAGGACCUGUGUCAGGCCGCCUGCGUCUGCAAGAGGUUCAGCCAGCUCGCCAACGACCCCAUCCUCUGGAAGCGCCUUUACAUGGAAGUGUUCGAGUACACGCGUCCCAUGAUGCACCCUGAGCCUGGACGCUUUUACCAGAUCAACCCUGAGGAACAUGAGCACCCUAACCCCUGGAAGGAGAGCUUUCAGCAGCUGUACAAAGGCGCUCAUGUCAAACCAGGCUUCGCGGAGCACUUCUACAGUAACCCCGGCAGGUACAAGGGCCGCGAGAACAUGCUGUACUACGACACGAUAGAGGACGCUCUCGGGGGAGUACAGGAGGCGCAUUUCGACGGCUUGAUAUUCGUACACUCCGGUAUCUACACGGACGAGUGGAUCUACAUCGAGUCUCCCAUCACCAUGAUCGGAGCAGCUCCUGGAAAAGUAGCCGACAAAGUGGUGAUAGAAAACACUAGAGAUUCGACGUUUGUGUUUAUGGAAGGUUCUGAAGACGCAUACGUAGGAUACAUGACUAUUAGGUUUAACCCUGACGAUAAGUCGGCGCAGCACCACAACGCGCACCACUGUUUGGAGAUCACCGUCAACUGCAGUCCCAACAUCGACCACUGCAUCAUCCGCUCCACCUGCACCGUGGGCUCGGCGGUGUGUGUGAGCGGUCAGGGCGCCUGUCCCACCAUCAAACACUGCAACAUCAGCGACUGUGAAAACGUAGGACUGUACAUCACGGACCACGCACAGGGUAUUUAUGAAGACAACGAAAUUAGCAACAAUGCGUUAGCCGGAAUAUGGGUGAAAAACCACGGCAACCCCAUCAUCAGACGCAACCACAUCCACCACGGGCGAGACGUCGGGGUCUUCACCUUCGACCACGGCAUGGGUUACUUCGAGAACUGCAACAUCCACAGAAAUCGAAUCGCGGGUUUUGAGGUGAAGGCGUACGCCAACCCGACCGUGGUGCGGUGCGAGAUCCACCACGGUCAGACGGGCGGCAUCUACGUCCACGAGAAGGGCCGCGGGCAAUUUAUAGAAAACAAAAUCUACGCCAAUAACUUCGCCGGAGUCUGGAUCACGUCAAAUAGUGACCCCACGAUACGGGCGAAUGCAAUUUUCAACGGCAAUCAAGGCGGCGUGUACAUAUUUGGAGAUGGGCGGGGCCUAAUAGAGAGCAACGACAUCUACGGGAACGCUCUGGCGGGAAUCCAGAUCAGAACCAACAGCUGCCCCAUCGUCCGGCACAACAAGAUCCACGACGGGCAGCACGGGGGCAUCUACGUGCACGAGAAAGGCCAGGGCGUGAUCGAGGAGAACGAGGUCUACAGCAACACGUUAGCGGGAGUGUGGGUGACGACAGGCAGCACUCCGGUUCUGCGAAAGAACCGCAUCCACAGCGGGAAACAGGUCGGGGUUUAUUUCUAUGACAACGGACACGGAGUCUUGGAAGACAACGACAUCUACAAUCACAUGUAUUCUGGCGUCCAAAUAAGGACGGGAAGCAACCCAAAGAUCCGACGCAACAAGAUCUGGGGAGGACAAAACGGAGGCAUUCUGGUUUAUAACUCAGGUUUGGGCUUUAUCGAGGACAACGAGAUCUUCGACAACGCUAUGGCCGGAGUGUGGAUCAAGACUGACAGCAACCCGACUCUGAGGAGGAACAAGAUCCACGACGGCCGAGACGGAGGCAUCUGCAUCUUCAACGGAGGCCGAGGUUUACUGGAGGAGAACGACAUCUUCCGGAACGCUCAGGCCGGAGUCCUCAUCAGCACCAACAGUCACCCCAUCCUCCGCAAGAACCGCAUCUUCGACGGCUUCGCUGCAGGGAUCGAGAUCACAAACCACGCCACGGCCACUCUGGAGGGAAACCAGAUCUUCAACAACAGAUUCGGGGGCCUUUUUCUGGCCUCGGGGGUCAACGUCACCAUGAAAGACAAUAAGAUUUUGAAUAAUCAAGACGCCAUCGAGAAAGCAGUCAGUCGAGGGCAGUGUUUGUACAAGAUCUCCAGCUACACCAGUUACCCCAUGCACGACUUCUACAGAUGUCACACGUGUAACACGACGGACAGAAACGCCAUCUGUGUAAACUGCAUUAAGAAGUGUCACCAAGGCCACGACGUAGAGUUUAUACGGCACGAUAGGUUUUUCUGUGACUGCGGCGCUGGGACCCUGUCGAACCCGUGCACUCUGGCGGGAGAGCCCACGCACGACACGGACACUCUGUACGACUCGGCGCCGCCCAUCGAGUCCAACACGCUACAACACAACUAG